This is a messenger RNA of Pantherophis guttatus, 1722 nucleotides long. It is a transcript of the gene KYAT1, whose product is annotated as kynurenine aminotransferase 1. Lineage: Eukaryota; Metazoa; Chordata; Lepidosauria; Squamata; Colubridae. The record is from RefSeq and is a predicted model, not a curated record. Gene Ontology annotation, cellular component: mitochondrion; cytoplasm. Gene Ontology annotation, biological process: biosynthetic process. Gene Ontology annotation, molecular function: L-kynurenine:2-oxoglutarate transaminase activity; pyridoxal phosphate binding.
UUCCUUUUUCCCUCCACUAGAAAAGGGGAACGAAUCAGCUGUUGGAAGAAGCUGCUUUGGGGCUCCGACCAGGAAGGAUGAUAGAUGUUGUGUUGUGAGAAAGCAAAGUUGUGCAGAGCUCUUCGGACCGCCAGCUGGCCUUGUCGUAGCCUGCCUUUGAUUCAUGGUCUGUGGAGAACAACUCCGUGUUUGUACUUUGGCUACUAUCGUACCAAGGAAAAAAUGGCCAAGGCAAUUCAGGCUCGGCGGCUGGAAGGCCUGGACCAGAAUAUCUGGGUGGAAUUUUCCCGACUAGCGGCGACUCACAAGGCAGUGAAUUUGGGUCAAGGUUUCCCCAAUUUCUCCCCGCCGGAUUUCGUCAGGAAAGCCUAUGUGGAAGCGAUCAGCGGAGAAAACACCAUGUUGCACCAAUACACGCAGGCCUUCGGGCAUCCGCGAUUGGUGGAGAUCUUGGCUCGCUUUUUUGGGAAGUUGCUCCAGCAAGAUCUGGACCCUCUGAAGAAUGUGAUGGUGACAGUGGGGGCGUACGAAGCUCUCUUCUGCUGCUUCCAGGCUCUGGUGGAUGAGGGGGACGAGGUGAUUAUAAUUGAGCCGUACUUUGACUGCUAUGAACCCAUGACCAAAAUGGCAGGCGGGAAACCCGUCUUUGUACCCCUCCGGCUGAAAGCUGCCAAAAGUGGAAAGCUGGCAUCCAGCCGGGACUGGCAACUCGAUCCAGCCGAAUUGGAGGCAGCGUUCACGAAACAAACAAAAGUUCUGGUUUUGAAUUCUCCCAACAACCCUUUGGGGAAGGUUUUCAGCAGAGAAGAAAUGGCGCACAUUGCGGACCUGUGCGUGAGGCACGACGUGGUCUGUUUCAGCGACGAAGUCUACGAGUGGCUGGUUUAUGAUGGAAAUGAGCACGUGAGGAUUGCCAGUUUGCCAGGAAUGUGGGAGCGGACGGUGAGCAUUAGCAGCGCUGGCAAAUCCUUCAGUGCCACGGGAUGGAAGGUCGGCUGGGCCAUCGGGCCCGAUCGCCUCUUGAAGCACCUAAGAACCGUUCACCAAAAUUCGAUCUACCACUGUGCCACAGCGGCUCAGCAGGAGGCUGUGGCCCGUGGACUUGAAGAAGAGUUGGGGUGCCUCGGCAAGCCCGAGAGCUAUUUUGUGCAGCUGCCCAACGAGCUUCAGCAGAAACGGGAUCUGCUGGUGGAGAGCCUGGUCUCGGUGGGCAUGAAACCCAUCGUGCCAGAGGGCACCUACUACCUGAUCGCCGACCUCUCGACAUUUAAAAUUGAUUUGCCGCCUUCGGAAGAACCCUACGAUUUUCGUUUUGCAAAAUGGAUGAUUAAGAACAAGCGACUGGCUUCCAUUCCUGUCUCUGCUUUCUACAGUCUCCCGCAGAAGAAGAAUUUUGACCAUUUCCUGCGUUUCUGCUUUGCAAAGGAGGACUCGACCUUGAAUGCCGCCGGGGACAUCUUGAAGGAAUGGAGCCAGGAAAGGCAAAACCAGUGACUCAUCAGCCCUGGGGCAGAGAAGCAGAGGGUCUAUGAGGCUCCUGGCCAGCUAGUUUUCCAAGGUCUCAGCAAGAUGAUGGGGGCUCCUACCCAGCCCAGUGGCGAUGCAGUUGUGCGUCAAAGAAUAUUCACACCCCUGGAGAUGCUGAAAACCUCCCAGGGGUCCCUACUUUCUCAGGGUGUCAAAUUUUAAUUAAAGCUGCACUCUGUGCUGUUUGUCUGCAAA